This is a messenger RNA of Amoebophrya sp. A25, 4477 nucleotides long. NCBI's taxonomy places the organism in Eukaryota, Dinophyceae, Syndiniales, Amoebophryaceae. The record is from the annotation of a GenBank genome assembly.
GAAAAUAUUUUACUAGAAUCUAGGCUGGGAGGUUUCGCUUUCUUGUGGUCGUGGUCGCUCAAUUCGGGUCUUACCGUGGCAGUCUCUACUAGCACAAGAUUGAUUUACUACCUAGCUGAACAGAGCACUUCUGUUUUUGUACAUGGUUGUGGAUUCCUAGAUGCUCGUCGCCAGAGACCGCAUUCGACGCAUAUGGCGAUGAGAGAAGGCUCGCGAAGCCCCUCGCAGAGGGCGCCUCUGGUCGGGGCAAUGGGGCAGGGCCGCGCUCCCCUGUCGAAUGCAAAACAAAGACCACGAGGCGACGAGGUAGACGAGCCAUCAUGGCUACAGAAAAAGCACGAACGGCACCCGGCCGCUACAACUUUUUGCUGCAUCGGAACACUGCUGCUUGCGUCAGCAGGACUCAUCACCUUCAACAAAUUUCUCAUUGCGGGCGGGCGCUUUUCGUACCCCCUCGCACUCACCGCCUGGCACAUGUUUGUGUGCGCGAUUUUCUCUACCGGUACUAACUUUCAUUUUUCCUUCCAGAUAAGGCGAGAUUUGGUAGACAACCAAGGCAGAGCAAACGGUAUUGGACAAUUAAUCCGACAACACACACGCAACUGGUAGCCUUUUCAGGAAAUGUCAGAAGCAAUCAGGAUCUGCGCAAUCCAAAAAUUGACAUCGAACAACUUUUUGGGCAUAUUGGCAAAGGAUCUGCCUCUGACAGCAUAUGUUCGUCUGGAUCAUUCACCCUAAAUCCUCUGUCACUUUGAAGUAGGAAAGAUUUUGAAAGAACGAAAGAAUAUCUUGUAAUCUGAUUUUUUCCAUCUUGAUAUUUUUUUGAUUCUGCACUGGUCGUGAAAUAAUCUUUACUCUUUGUUUUAAUAUUUCGCAGUGCUGUACUGGCGGAAGCCGGAUUGGUUUACCACGAUGAACUACAUUAACCGUGAGACGGCAUGGGCGUAUGCGAAGUUUAUUGUUCCCAUGUCGCUGUGUUUCGGCAGCAGCGUUGUUUUGUCAAAUACGGCUUACUAUUAAGGCUCACUGCUCGAUGAUAAGUUCUAUUUUGUUACUUUAUCUCUCAAGGCAAGAUUCAUUUUCUUGCAUUCCCACCGUUGUGCUGGUCUUUUCUACGCACAGUCAGAGCAGCGCUGGGUCCUCUUCUAUAUUAAACGGAAGUGCAUGCUUUUGAGAAGACCACCUUGAUGAGAAAAUGAAUUCCGCAGAGCUCUACUGUUUCUUCGCGAGCGUGCCAUUUCUGCAGAUGAUGAAAGAAGGCAACAUUAUCAUCGUUUACGUCAUCUCCCUCAUAGCCUCCGUGGAACAGUAAUUCCUAUGGUCUUUUGAAGAAAGUAAAUCCUUUUGGUAGCAGGGAGUAGGAGCACGACUGCAACGCAUUAUAUUUAUUAUCACACAAACGAUAUCUGUCACACAAUUUGAUCUGAGUCUUUUGAAAAUGACAUACGUUUAACACGUUGGACAAAACUACUUUAAUAUGGUACUGAUAGCUAUCAAACUUUCUUGUUCCUCCCAAACCUGGAGAUAUAACUACUCAUGGUCCACUAGUUCUUAUCCUGGCUGCUCACGCACAUUGAAUCUUCUGUAAUCUGCAAGAAAAGUAAAUGCGCAGCUGCUAUAGAGAUCAUCUACUCUGUAGAAGUUAGUUAGUGAUAAGCAAACCACACUGCAGGUGGUCGUGGCGCAUCGUGACGAUAUUGUUCGUCGUUGCUUCCGGUGCGUAUCUUUCACUGGGAGGCGAGGCGCAUUUUGUGUGGGCCGGAUUUUUCAUGCAGUUUGGUUCGCAGUUCUUUGAUUAUGUUGGCGCGAUGCAUCAUGAUAUCUCAUUCUUUAUACUGAUAACCAGUCCGCCGUUUAUUUUGGAUGGGCUACAUUGUUGAAAUUUGUAAUAUAUCACUACAACAAGUCUAGAGUCAGGGAUGUACUUCGAGUUAUUGCCUUGUUGACUGCUAUGUAUAUUGUAAUCCAUAGGUAUGAAAAAUAUAUUAAUGUAUUCGCUGAGCACGGUGUUGCAGAGUGCUCAUUGACAUGGCACUCAUCAACAUCCACCUAAUGUGUGUGCACGCGGUUGGUUGUCCAGAGUAAAGUGCUCUCGUCUGCCGCUGGGUCCAGUAUCAAGAAAAUAGACGCGCUCACGUUCUUGCUACUUGUUUCGCCGUGCUGCCUGUUUGCUCUCGUAGGGGCACUUGCAUACACGUGGACACCGGAUGUUUUGACUAAGUACUAAUGACAGGAUAAUAUUUAUUGAUGGCAAAGUAGAAUGGUCAUAGGAAUAGUUUUUGUAAUUAGUGCGGAUAAGGGAGGCCUUUGCCUUACGCUCAAGUUGGCGAAAUGGCGAAGACGAGGUGAAGCGUGCUACCAAUUUUUUCCUGGUGAGACCGCUUGACUGACUUCUGAACACGAUGGCUAAGCAGACUUAAAAUUCAUUUGGCUGGCUGGGAGAAAAUGUGGCGAUAGACAAAAAAACGCAGCAGCAGGCGAAACACCUAGAAGCAAUCUAAGAAAAGAUUCUUCUUCCCUUUAGUGUUCAGAUACUUAACUUAUUUAUUACUUGUUUUAACAGUGGAGACUUACGUACAAGUAGGAUCAAAGCAGGUUCCUGGAGUCGUGGCCCUAUAUGGUGGGAAACGGCCUCGUUGCGCUACUUCUGAAUGCGACGACGUCCCUUUUCCUUGGGUGCUUCUCUCCGCUGACGUUUGUGGUAGCAGGAAUGAUGAAAGAUUUUCUCAUCGUGGUGGUUAGCGUGCAGUUGCUCGGCGAAAACAUCACGCCAAUGCAAGCCUUGGGCUUCUCCAUUGAGGUAUAGAUGCAUCAAAGCAUCCGUCUAAGAUGCAAGUUUUAUUUAUUAUUGUAGUAGAACGAACAGCCAUGAAGUAGAAGCUUUUCCUUUGAUCGACUAAUAAAAACGCCUCUUCUGCUAUGGUGAUUCGUUGUACUUGUAUUGCAACAACAAAAAGGAAUGGCAAAAUUUCGAUCCCUCUCCUUCUCUCUCAAGAAUCAUUUCAACACUCGCAUGAUGACGCUACAAAUGACUAGGAGCACGUACUCAAACGAAAUAAUAGCCGUUGUCUUCAUAGGAGGAAGAACAUAUUACAGGUAUUCGGUGUCGCGUGCUAUUCGACCAUUAGAGCUUGUUCUGACGAUUUUCCAGCGGAUCGCUGGGUCGUUGAGGUUUUGUAUACCAAGCUGGCCACGCGGGUGACAAACGAAAUUAUGAAGCGCAAGGUUUACCUAGAGUCGUCGCUAUUAAAGUAAAGAUGAACAUCUAAAGCAGGAGCUGGACUGUAAGUUUACUGGCUAGUAUGCUGGCAGUGGUAACUUGUGACACUUCACUGACAGCACUAUAAGAAUUUUCUGCAUUUCUUUCCAUUUCGUUUGCAAGCGAAGAGCAUUUCUGUUACGCCAGAAAAAAUUCUAAAAAUUUGUCCGCCCCAACCAAGGGUGUGAUGGUUGUCGAUCCUGCGAAGAGUUCGAGGCUUCUCUCUACCAGCAGAACGAGCGCGGUAAGUAUUGCGUCCACAACCGGGUCUUCAAGGCGGGAGAGCGACGCCUCGUCGCUGCGCGACAGCAGCAGUGAUGCUAGAAUAGUCGAGGUGCUGUCCUCCGACUUGAGAAAAAUCUCCUCCUUUGAGGAGGAUAGCAACGGCGUCACCACAUCCUCAGACCAGGAGCGAGAAGGUUCCACCCUAAGCUCAGGGGACGAGCGUCUUUUACGGGGAACAUUGAGCGAAUCCAGCACAGCAAGCGCCAGAGGGCCUGUUGCCAAUGUGUAGAACAAGUCGCGCUGGGACAGUGGAGUCAUAGAGUCUUGAAUUGGAAACAUCAAACCGCCUUUCAGCCGACCGACUCUUCCCUAAUCCCUAAUCCCCACUUCGUCACAGAGAUCUAGCCACCUUUCGGCUCACCCGCGUAACUUUGUCUCGGCCGCAGGCGUGCAGGCAUUCACAAAUAUCGUAUGCACAGAGUGCCACUUGUCGCGUUGUACAGGUUGCUGUGUCGUGUCACACAGUAUGAAACAUAGUACCCAUUUCCAAGAAGUGGACCGCAUAGAGUUUUUUUGCAUUGGACAGCAAAGUGUAGUUCUAGUUUCGAAAUGAUCCAUCCAUUCCUGAGUUGAAACAUGUCGUCGUAGGUAGGAGAGUAAUAGCAUGAGUCAGGACCAGAUGAAUCGUCAGAAGCAUAUCUAUCGUUCAGGACAUAUAAUAUAUUUACAUGUUAGGGAUCAAGAUUAACAGGCAGCUCGUAAAGGAUCAUGCUCAUACUGUCAUCGUUUCAAUGUAGUAUGCCGUGAAGUUCUUUGACGCUAUCGAAGUCGAUAGCUUUGCAUCGCGCUCGUCCGUCGCCCUGUCGAUGAUAAAAUGCCCGAAAAUGAAUGCAAGUCCUUGUCCUGCGUCUUCGUAGUUGUCGACAAAAAUAAGUCGCGCACGCUAAACAGAAGCCCUCGACUUCGUAGUGAAGUAGACUUACCUGGCACUGG